AUGCGACAUGCACACUGCAACACCAGGCAGGGCGACCACAAAGGUAAGUAUCUUCCAUGUCCUAGCUGGAGAGGUGAAAAAUCAGGAUCAGACGAGGGGAAUUUUACAUACAACAGAGGACCCAGCAGGAAAGACCCGGGGGGACCGACGCAAGGUGGACCAACUGCCGGAGGACCAAGCCUGUCCGAUCCGGUGACGGAACCACGGUACAACCAGUUUGAGUCAUCCGCCGAGAGAUUUGACCUCAUAGAUCAGAAUGUGCCUUUACAGAAAGGUACAAAGAGGAUAUUGGUAUAUCUCCUCUAUGGCAUCCUUGUUUCCCUGCUUGUAAUUCAGAUGAUGGUAACUGGGAUCAAAUUCACACAGUUAAACAUCAAAAUUGCUGACAUAAAAAUUCACCUUCAAAGACUCAGCCAUCAAGUCUCGGGUGGGGGGACAACCACAGAAGGUGUUCAUUUAGAAAAACGUGUCCCUGUUAGAGGAGCAUGUAAGGAGGGAUGGGUGUCUUUCCAAAGCAGCUGCUACUUUCUGUCUAGCAGCACCGCCACCUGGAACAAAGCUGAGCAGCACUGCCUUUCACGUGGUGGACAUCUGGUGGUUGUCAAUGGUGUGGAGGAGCUGGACUAUAUCUCAGAAAUCUCAGAAAUCACUUAUAAAUACUGGAUUGGACUCGUGGAGCGAACACGAGAGGGAGAGUGGAGUUGGGUGGAUGGAACUGACUACAGUAUAACGCCAAAGUUCUGGGACACAGAUCAGCCUGACAAUUGGGCCUUCAGAAAAAAUGGUGAGGACUGCGGGCAGCUCCAUGCUACGGAUGCACGAAUACGUCGGCGGUGGAACGACGCUGACUGCAACGUGGCGUACAACUAUAUAUGUGAAAUGAGGACAUGAGGCGCCUCACAGCAUGACAGCCCCAAGAAGGAUAUAUUUUAUCUGUAGAGCUUUUCAAACAAUUUCAUCUCUUUU
Messenger RNA from Syngnathoides biaculeatus (alligator pipefish), 966 nucleotides. RefSeq names its product C-type lectin domain family 10 member A-like. NCBI's taxonomy places the organism in Eukaryota, Metazoa, Chordata, Actinopteri, Syngnathiformes, Syngnathidae. The coding region runs from base 1 to 891 and encodes 296 amino acids. The transcript is spliced from 10 exons. The record is from RefSeq and is a predicted model, not a curated record.